Messenger RNA from Emys orbicularis (European pond turtle), 2066 nucleotides. RefSeq names its product ALG2 alpha-1,3/1,6-mannosyltransferase (gene ALG2). Gene Ontology annotation, cellular component: endomembrane system. The record is from RefSeq and is a predicted model, not a curated record. The transcript has 2 exons. The coding region runs from base 1 to 1227 and encodes 408 amino acids. Gene Ontology annotation, molecular function: alpha-1,3-mannosyltransferase activity; GDP-Man:Man(1)GlcNAc(2)-PP-Dol alpha-1,3-mannosyltransferase activity. Lineage: Eukaryota; Metazoa; Chordata; Testudines; Emydidae.
AUGGCAGGAGGGCUGGGCUCGGGCCCGUCUGUGCUGUUCCUGCACCCGGACCUGGGCCUGGGCGGCGCCGAGCGGCUGGUGGUGGAUGCGGCGCUGGCGCUGCGGGCGCGCGGCUGCCGUGUGCAGAUCUGGACCGCGCACUACGACCCCGCGCGCUGCUUCUCGGAGACGCGCGGCCUGGCGGUGCGGAGUGUGGGGGAUUGGCUGCCCCGCAGCCUCUUCGGGCGGGGCCACGCGCUCUGCGCCGCGCUGCGCAUGGCCUACGUGGCGCUCUACGUGCUGCUGCUGAGCGGGGAGGAGAUGGACGUGUUCGUGUGCGACCAGGUGUCUGCUUGUAUCCCAAUUCUCAGACUGACCAGAACUCCUAAGAAGGUUUUGUUUUACUGUCACUUUCCUGAUCAGCUUCUGACCAAGAGAGAAUCUUUUCUUAAACGCAUCUAUAGAGCUCCACUUGACUGGUUGGAAGAGUAUACUACUGGCAUGGCAGAUUGCAUUGUUGUCAACAGCAAUUUUACAGCAAAUGUCUUCAAGAAUACAUUUAAAUCCUUAAAUCACAUUAAACCAGAUGUCCUAUACCCUUCCUUGAAUGUCAGUACCUUUGAAACCAUUGUUCCUGCAGAUAUAGCUAGUAUAAUUCCCCAAGGGAAAAAAUAUUUGUUUCUUUCAAUCAAUAGAUUUGAAAGGAAAAAAAACCUAGCAUUAGCUCUGGAAGCAUUACAUGAUCUUCGUGGAAGGCUCGAUGCUCAAGAGUGGAAUGAAGUUCAUCUAGUUUUAGCUGGUGGUUAUGAUGAAAGAGUUUUGGAAAACGUAGAACAUUAUGAAGAGCUGAAGACUAUUGGGACCAAGCUUAAUAUUAGCGAGCAAGUCACUUUCGUGAGGUCUUUUUCAGAUGAACAAAAAAUCUCUCUUUUCAAUAACUCUCUGUGUGUGCUUUAUACGCCAAGCAAUGAACACUUUGGCAUAGUUCCUUUGGAGGCUAUGUAUAUGAGAUGUCCAGUUAUAGCAGUUAAUUCAGGUGGUCCUUUGGAAUCUGUUAUAAAUAAUGUUACAGGAUUUUUGUGUGAUCCUCUUCCAACACAAUUUUCUGAGGCCAUGGAAAAAUUUGUGAGAGAUCCUGCCUUAAAGAAUACAAUGGGAGCAGCUGGAAGAGCAAGAGUUACAGAAAAAUUUUCAUCAGAAGCAUUUACUGAACAGCUGUACCAAUACAUAUGUAGAUUUACACAAUAACAAAUACACUCCAUAGUGUAAUUUACUGCUUUGUCAUGUUUCUGAUUUGUACAUGAGACAGUUAGUUAAACUAACAUCUAGGCUAGUGCAAGGAUGCUGAAAUAUUUAGAAAAUUUGAAUUAAUCUUUAAACUACACUUUUGAUAGUAUGUUUCAUGCCAGUUGCCACAAAAUAACAAGAUUUUAGUUGAGGUUAGAUUUGUUUACCACUGACUACAUUGAAUUUUUGCUGUGUUUCAUGUACUCGAAAAUAUUUUAAUAAAUUUAUUAGACUUCCUAGUUUAAACUGGGGAAAGUUAAAAUUAUGGCAAGUCUGACUUCAGGUUGUAUAAGAUGAUUAACUUUCUUAUUUAACCUUUCUUCUCUACACUUGCUAUGAAUUAACUUUACAGUGCAAGUCUUUUGUUGUAAUACUCUGCACCCUAAUUUUCCUUUUGAAUGAAUUUCUACUGAAAGGCUCUGCCAGAUCUCCACCAAUUCUGGUGUGGAUGGGGUCAUUGAAAAUACAGUGAGCUAUACAUAUGCAAUAAAGUCCCAAGGGUGUUUUUUGUUUUUUUUUUUUUAAAUGCCAACUAGUGGUCUGAUGAUCUUGAACAGUCUUAAACUGUCUAUUUGUCUGUGAACUCCUGUCCUUAAUGUCAUAAUCCCAGUAAUUAGCUGUUGUUCUUGGAGCAGUAGCAGAGGGAAGAGAGAGAAAGAGGAAACCAAGGAUGUCAAAAUCCCUCAGACAAAAAAUGGGGCCAACAUUUAACCCCAUUUCUCUCAAAAGUCCCUGAAAUCUUCUUGAAUAUCAGCCGUUGUACUAAAUGUCUACAUCUACUGAAUUAAAGUGCUACAUUU